AUGAGGCCGCUUUCAAGCGAAACAUUGGAUUUCAGGGGAAACAGUGGUACAACGUCUGUUGUUUGGUAUUGUCGCGAGUUAUCCAAUAAGUUAUCACAAAAGAUAUUCAAGUCUCGGAACUACCUGGACUUACGUUUGAGACGGUCUCACAAUAAUAUUUGUCCUUUGUGUGACGAGGUAUUUGGCAUAGACAAAGAACAACUAGUUGCCCAUGCCAGAAGACAUUUCAGGGAAGACUAUCUGACAUUGCCUCAAGUUAAAGCUCUGAGGAAGAUCACGGGGAAAUCGGCCCUUAUUUCGCCGUCAGCCAAUUCAUCAAGCUCUACUGUCGCUUCAAAUGAUCCGACUCCCGGACCAUCACGUGUGUUGGACGUGGAACCAGCCUUCCAGCAGACCUCCAGAUCAAUACACGGAAAUGCUGGGACUGAAAUAUCAAUAAAACCGACCGACGCAGAAAAGUAUUCAUUGUUGGUACUUUUCGACGGAAAACGACAACAAAUAAAUUGGAAUCUCGAAACGUAUUUAGAGAGAUGGACGAAUGUGCGCUGGUACCUAAAUGCGAAAUGCAGAAUGGUUCGGUAUGACAAUGAUGGAAAUAUUAGGGACACAGACUUUCCUUGUUUUAGAGCAAAAUCUCAGAUUCUGUUAUCCAGCGAUACGAUUCCAGCCCAAAUUGACCAAGCAUAUUUUAAAGUGAAUUCAUCGCUGGAAUCGUACUGUUCAUCUGAAAGUGGCUGGGUUCUUGAUGAAGUGUUACUUCUAGAACUUUUUAUAUUGAAAUAUAAUCCUUUAGGUGGUAACUGUGGGGACCUUGAACUGCCGCAAGAGUUAUUGAGAACUCGUGCUUUGAUAAAUGUCACCGGUAGACCAGCUAACAGCAAAACUUGUUUUUUAUAUGCAGUCAUUGCAGCCAUUCAUCAUAAAGCUGAUGAGCAUACUGGUUCCGUGCACUGGUCCGAAUUUGAGGACAAAAGACAAAUGUACCGGUUACCGGAAAGCAUGGAUCAAAAUGAAACGGUUACUGUGACAAAAAUUCCAGACUUUGAAAUAGAAAACGAGAUUUCAGUCAACGUUUUUGCGUAUGAAAACGACACGGUUUUUCCUUUGUUCGUGUCUACAAAUAAAAGUAAUAAAAUAUGA
Messenger RNA from Ruditapes philippinarum (Manila clam), 1140 nucleotides. RefSeq lists its product as uncharacterized. The record is from RefSeq and is a predicted model, not a curated record. Bases 1 to 1140 code for a protein of 379 amino acids. The transcript has 4 exons. NCBI's taxonomy places the organism in Eukaryota, Metazoa, Mollusca, Bivalvia, Venerida, Veneridae.